AUGCGCGUCGUAUGCGUUGCCGAAAAAAAUUCUAUAGCCAAGGCCGUCGCAGGGAUACUUGGCGGAGGACGACUUGCACGAAGGGAUAGUUCGAGCAAAUAUAUCAAAAAUUACGAUUUCACGUUUGAGUUCCCGUUUGCAGGCCAAUGUGACGUUACCAUGACCGCCGUUGCGGGCCAUUUGUCAGGUAUGGAUCUGGAUGCUUCGCAUGGAUGGGGCAAAUGCCCGAUUCCUGCAGUUUUCAACGCACCUAUUAUCGAUAUUCGCACGAAAGAUCAAGAAAAGAUCGCCCAAAACAUACGCAAAGAGUGCAGAAACGCCGAUUUUUUGAUGAUAUGGACCGACUGCGACAGGGAAGGGGAAUAUAUUGGCUGGGAAGUCGUUCAAGCGGCGAUAAGUUCCAAUGCGGGACUUGAGAGAAACACAUAUCGAGCAAUAUUUUCGCAUUUGGAGCCGCGACACAUCAUUCAUGCUGCCAAAAAUCCCAAACAACUCGAUCUCAGGGCUGUAGAUGCCGUACGGACGAGAAUGGAGGUCGAUCUCAGAUCUGGAGUGGCGUUCACCCGAUUCUUGACGGAACUACUGGCUUCCAAAGUUGAAAGAGCUUCCGACCCCAAGAAUAAACAGCGCCCUGUCAUAUCCUAUGGAACUUGUCAGUUUCCAACACUGGGUUUUGUUGUCGAUCGUCACGAAAGAAUACGAAGGUUUGUAUCUGAAUCGUUUUGGUUUAUUCAAGUAGGUGUUGCUAAUGGGGCCGAUGAGACGUUUUUCCAAUGGGAACGGGUACACUUGUUUGAUCGGCUCGCCGUCGCUGUCAUCUAUGAGUCCUGUGUCGAGACAGCAGGCUCGAUUGCCAAAGUCAGCGAUUUGAAAUCGAAAUCUACCACGAAAUACAGGCCCCUGCCCUUGACGACGGUGGAAUUACAAAAAAACUGCUCACGUUUUUUCAAAAUGAGCGCCAAAACCUCUCUGGAAGCUGCUGAAAAACUAUAUCAAAAGGGCUUUAUAUCAUACCCAAGAACUGAGACGGACAUUUUUCCGUCUAACAUGGAUUUGAAAGCGCUAGUCGAACAACAAACUUUGGAUCCGCGUUGGGGGUCAUAUGCUCAAACUCUGCUGGCAGAAACGACAUCGAAUAGAUUUAAAUGGCCCCGUUCGGGCAAAAACGACGACAAAGCACAUCCUCCCAUUCACCCCAUCAUUACUUGUGGCUCAGGUUUAGAAAAUGACAACGAAAGGAAAGUAUACGAGUAUGUCACUAGACAUUUCCUCGCUUGCUGUUCAGAAGACGCCAAGGGCCAUUUAACGACGAUGACGAUUGAAUGGGGCUACGAACAAUUUACGGCUAAUGGUCUCGUUGUGUUGGAGCGCAACUUCAUGGACAUUUAUUUUUGGGCUAAGUGGGAAACAACGAAGCAGCUUCCAGCUCUCACUGUCGGUCAGGAAAUACAACUAAGCUCACAUGUUAUGAAGGAUGGUAAGACUUCACCGCCAAAUCAAAUGACUGAGGCCGAGCUCAUCUUGUUAAUGGAUGCCAACGGAAUAGGAACUGACGCUACAAUAGCCGAACACAUUGAAAAGAUACAACAGCGGGAAUACAUUACAAAAAAGAAAAUCAAUAAGCAAACCUAUUUGAUACCGACAAUACUUGGAAUCUCUCUGGUCCACGGUUUCGAGGAGAUUGGACUUGAAGAUUCUUUCGCUAAACCAUUCUUGCGACGGCAGAUGGAAGUGGAUCUAAAACUCAUUUGUGAGGGCGAAAAGCGCAAAUUGCAAGUUAUUGAUGAUUUGAUCAGCAGGUAUCAAUUAUAUUAUGGUGUUACUUCCAGAAAUCAAAACAAGUUAGUCGAGGUUUACAACCACAUUAGAAGAACGGUGACGUGA
Molecule: messenger RNA, 1884 nt
Organism: Lachancea mirantina
Lineage: Eukaryota; Fungi; Ascomycota; Saccharomycetes; Saccharomycetales; Saccharomycetaceae
Source: the annotation of a GenBank genome assembly